Messenger RNA from Limulus polyphemus (Atlantic horseshoe crab), 4422 nucleotides. Its product is annotated as BTB/POZ domain-containing protein KCTD3-like. The record is from RefSeq and is a predicted model, not a curated record. The transcript is spliced from 21 exons. The coding region runs from base 192 to 2456 and encodes 754 amino acids. Lineage: Eukaryota; Metazoa; Arthropoda; Merostomata; Xiphosura; Limulidae. Gene Ontology annotation, biological process: protein homooligomerization. Gene Ontology annotation, molecular function: protein binding.
UAUUCCAUCCGCCCAUCCAGUGUGACACUAACUGUGUGAAAGAGAAAUUAGGCCUAAACUAUGUAAAAUGGUUGGGCCUGGUGGAAGCUAUGCGGAACUUUAAUUGGAUAUUUUUCGUUUUUUUGUACUGAAACAUUACGUAAAUUUAGUCCAGAAUCAACACAGUUUCCUGCAUAUUGGUUUUAAAAAGAAUGUCUUCCCAGCCUUUGGUUCCUGGUGAUAUAGUUCAUUUAAAUGUUGGUGGUGUUAGAUAUGCUACUUCAAAACAAACCUUGACAUGGGUGCCGGACUCAUUUUUCAGCAGUAUGCUGAGUGGUAGAAUUUCAACUCUCAGAGAUGAAACUGGGGCAAUAUUUAUUGACAGAGAUCCAAAACUCUUCUCUAUUAUACUCAAUUUUUUGAGGACAAAAAAUCUUGAUCUCAGGGAUGUUGACAUUGGAAUUUUGAGGCAUGAAGGAGAAUUUUAUGGAAUCACUCCAUUGGUGAAACGUCUAAUUCUCUGUGAAGAUCUCAACCAGUCAUCUUGUGGGGAUGUUCUGUUUCAUGGAUAUCUUCUUCCUCCUUCUGUUCCUGUUGGGGAACCUCCAACGUAUGGUGGGACUUUAGAUAAGAAAGAGGCAGCAAAUUUUCGCAUUCUUCCCGAAUGUCAUAUUGCUCCUAGUGGUAAUGUUCAGGCGAAUAAUGUUUCUGAUGCCAAGCCAGGCUCAGUUUUACGUAUUACAACGGAAAGCUCUUCUGCAUCAUCUCGCCCACCCUCAGCAUCACAUUCACGAAAUUCUUCAGUAGACAAUCGAGUCCAUAUGUCCCAACUUUCACGUAGCUCUUCAGACUUAAGGACUUUGGGUAGAGGUCAUUCUCGAACUUCAUCUUUAGAUCUACGACAUUCACGGAACUCAUCGGCAGACUUCACUAAAUCUUUAAGAGGAGACUUAGGCUUAUAUUUUGGAUCUCAUGGAACACCAGUAUGGACCGAUCCUCUGAGAGUUCGAAUUGUGAAAGGUCAUCAUAAUUGGAUAGCUGUUGCAUAUGCACAUUUUGUAGCCUGUUAUAGACUUAAAGAUUCGACAGGCUGGCAAAGAGCAUUUGUUAGUCCUCAUAUUGAACCAGUAGUGGAAAGAAUAGCUCUCAAUGCCAAAGUUGCUACCAACCAGCCAGAGAAAUGUACUAAGAUGUUAGCUAUCUCUUGUGGGCCUCAAGUGAGGCUUUGGGGUCUAAGUGAAGAUGGCGCCCGAGCUGAUAUUGGGACUUUCAAUUUGAAUGUGCCGGUUGAUUAUUUAUUCUUCAUUGGAAGUCAGCUUGUGGCACUGAGUCACACAGGGAAGGUUGGGGUUUGGCAUGCAAUGACACAACACUGGCAGAUCCAAGAUGUUGUUCCAAUAGCAAGUUUUGACACUGCUGGUUCAUUCCUUCUCCUUGGCUGUAACAAUGGAUCAAUAUAUUAUAUAGAUAUGCAAAAAUUUCCCUUGAGGAUGAAAGACAAUGACCUAUUGGUAACAGAAUUGUAUCGUGACCCUUCUUUUGAUGUUAUAACUGCUAUCAGUGUAUAUUUAACCCCUAAAACAACCAAGGAUAGAUCAUCAAAUCAGGGGGAGGGCCUCCGUGGAAACUGGAUAGAAAUAGCAUAUGGGACUAGUUCUGGCACAGUACGUGUGAUUGUCCAACAUCCAGAAACAGUAGGCCAUGGACCUCAGCUCUUCCAGACUUUUACAGUCCAUCGGACUCCAGUGAUUAAAGUCAUGCUUUCUGAGAAGUAUCUUAUAUCAGUGUGUGCUGAAUAUAACCAUGUUAGGACUUGGAGUGUCACCAGGUUUAGAGGGAUGAUAUCAACUCAGCCAGGUUCAACACCACUAGCUUCUUUCAAAGUGGUUUCACUGGAAGAUCUGGAACCCAAUUUAAGCUACAUUGCUGGGAAUGAUUGUGGACCUUAUGGAGACAAAGAUGAUGAGCAGGUUUUCUUGCAAAAAGUAGUCCCAGAAACUGACCAGUUAUAUGUACGUCUAGCAUCGUCUGGAAACAGGAUCUGUAUAAUCAAAUCUGUAGAUGCUACAACUAUCACUGCCUUCUGUGUACAUGAAUGUGAGGGCUCAAAUAGGAUGGGUUCCCGUCCUCGUCGGUACAUUUUUACAGGCCAUAGUAGUGGAGCUAUUCAGAUGUGGGACCUGACUACAGCUUUGGACUCAGCAUCUAAAGGAGCAACUGCAUCUAAUACUGUUGGUGGUCCAACUCCUCAAGAACUUGUUCGAUUAAUCGACCAGUGUGACUUAACAAAUUCCCGUUGUUCAACUCCCUGUCUUAGUCCAUCCCCUUACUUAUUGCCAGGAAAUAUGCCAAGGGUCAAGGCAUCAAACAUUGCUUUUCUUUCUAACCAAGGAGUGGCACCAGCAGCAACUGAGGCAGAAGCUUCAGCCAGUGAUAACAUGGAGGUCUCCUCUGAUCUUAACCUGUCUCGUUGUUGAUGAUGUUUGCUUUGAAUCUCUCUAAUAGGUUUUUUUCUAUAGAUAGCUGUUUUACAUUGUUUCCAAUUUAAAUUUUUUCCUGAAGAUUAUGGAGUUUCAGGGACAUUUUAUCGUUAGCCAUUUUAAAACUAUGGACCAGUUAAAGUUUCGGGUAACAAAUACUAGAUUGAUUGUUUGUAUAUGUUGCUGUAUGUGUGAAAAUUGUAAAUAUAUUCUAAUAGAAGUUCAUUUGCAUCACUGUAGCAAAUGGACCAUUUAAUUGUUACAGUGUUCAGUUAGCCACAUAUGAUGUAAUAUUGUGGGUUAAUUAAUUGAUGUACUAUGGGAAAAAAGUCAUCCCAAAACUGGGCUACUCUAUAAUGGUAAGAUUGAAUUUUUUUUUUUAAACAAACAUGAGAAACUUGUUUUCCGUAAAUUACUUUAAAAUACACAAAAGUUUUAGAAAUCUCAGGUUUUUGCCAACUGCUGUGAUAUAUAGCUAUAAUUUAUCAUAUUAAUGAUUAUAAUCAUGUAAUACAAAAGUGGUUCAUUUUCUGAUGUGAUUGUGUAUGGUUUCCCUUUUAGGUAAAAUUAUAAUUUUCUUUAUGCAAACAGUGACAAAGACAAAUUGUUUGUGUAUAAAUAUGUAGACAAUACAUAUAGGUGCAGAUUAGUUACACAGAACACUUGGGCUGUGAAAUGCUAUUUGUAUGGUCUUUGUUUUUGAUUAAUUAACAGUAAAUGUUCUUUGAUAUUUAAACCAUCCAGUACUGGUCAGUUGAAAAGAAGUGAUAUUUUUAAGUAUUUGACAUAAAAAGAAGCUGUCCAAUAGACUAUUAACAGAAAGCCAGAUUUGUGUGAUUGAGAUUCUCAUGUUUCUAUGUCAAAAAUAAAAUCUUCAUUCACACAGUCAAGUGUCAGUUUUUUUGUUGUUUUUUUCCAAAAUUCAAUUAAAUUUACUUAUAUCUUCUACUUCAGCAAGUGUAUUUGAAAUGGCAGCCAUGAAAAAUUUUUGGACAUUACAACUGGUGUUUGUCAGACAGCUAUUCUAAAUUACAUUACUGGAUAUAAUAGCAUUUUCCAUGCUGUGCCAAGAUUAAGUUUAGUUUCUUUAUUAUACAAAUAUUAUUAGCUUUAAUAAAUUUGCUAUUUGCUUGGAAUAUUUCUCUUUUAAAACAGUUUGAAAAAAUAACAUUAUUCGGAAUAAUUUGUAAAACUUUACUAUUAAGCCUACUCUUUCUACAAGAUCCACGCACAAUAUCUGCAGUCUUUUUUUUUUCAUAAUUUCGUCAUUUUUAAAUCUAGGUUGACAGAAAAGUAAAAUAGCUUUACUUUUUGUACUUGAUGGCUUGUAGGAGAAUCUGAGAAAAUGCACUUUAGUCUAACAAAAAAAUGUUUUUAUUGUUGUUCUAAUGAAAGGGAUAUGUUGUAUUUAAAAAUUUGUUAAUGAAGUGCAGAGUUAUAAUAAGAAUGCAUUUAAUAAUGCACAAGUUACACUUUGUUUGUGUGUUUUUUCUUACAGAAUAUAGUGUUACACUGGAAAAACCAUUUGUAUGGGCUUCAACAAGCAUGGUGGUUUAAGCUUUUUUGAAUUAUGUAUUGAUGUUAUAGGGUGAUGAAAUAUAAAUACAUUAAAGGAGUGGAGGGUAAUUAAAAGUUCUAUAUUAUGAUUGAGAGAUUAACUUCAAAGAUUAGAAAGUGCAAAAUUAAUUACUAGCUUAAGAAUGAAGAGAGAAGAAAAGAUUGUGGACAUUAAGUAAUAGUAAUAAUUAUCUUUGUCUUGAUUCAAACUACCCGAAUCAGGUUUUUAAAAGUUUUUAUAACUUGUUGCUAUUAAAGGUCUUAAUAUCUUUUAUUGAUACAGUUUUAAUGUAAAAAUCAUGCAUAAAUGGUGCUGCUUUACUCUAAAAGUUGUAAAGUAGUUGUUUAUAUUAACUGAAUGGUUCUGUCAAUGUAAUAAUUAAAAGGAAUAUAUGAUAUCACAAAA